Eruca vesicaria subsp. sativa (arugula) is the source of this 2696-nucleotide messenger RNA. NCBI's taxonomy places the organism in Eukaryota, Viridiplantae, Streptophyta, Magnoliopsida, Brassicales, Brassicaceae. The record is from the annotation of a GenBank genome assembly.
CCCUGCUCUCUCUCUCUCCAUCUCAGCUGAGCUGAUCGAUCUCCUCUUCCUCCUCCCUUUGGAUCUGGAAAUGUGGUUCUGUCUUUCGGACAUUUAAGAUUUAGAUUCAGUUCUGUUCUGUUCCAGAUCGCACGAUUCAGCCUCUGAUUUUCCGACAAAGGGUAAAGCAUACGUUAUUGGUUGAUAAUCACCGCCCAAGCGACAAGCAUGUGUGGUCUCUUUAAGAAAGUGGAUACAGAGAAGACUCCAUCAGACCAAGAGAGUGAUUCUUUGGCUGAGUGUGAACAUUCAUUUUCUGCUUUACUUGAAUUAGCUGCAGAUAACGAUGUGGAUGGCUUUAAGAAGCAACUCUCUGUUGUGUCUUGUAUCAACCAGGUGGGUCUCUGGUACAGACGCCAGAUGUUUGUUAGGAGAAUGGUUGUUGAGCAGAGAACACCAUUGAUGGUUGCUUCGAUAUACGGAAGUCUAGACGUUGUGAAGCUUAUUCUUUCUUUCCCUGAAGCUGAGUUGAAUCUCUCUUGUGGUCCGGAUAAGAGUACUGCUCUUCAUUGCGCUGCUUCUGGUGGUGCUGUGAACGCUUUGGAUGUUGUUAAGUUGCUUCUGAGUGCAGGGGGAGAUCCUAACAUCUCUGAUGCUCAUGGGAAUCGUCCUGUUGAUGUUCUUGUUGUGUCUCCUUGCCACGCUCCUGGUUUGAGAACCAUCCUUGAGGAGAUUUUGAAGAAAGAUGAGGUUGUAUCUGAUGCGUUGUCUUCUAGCUUGGGAUCAAGUUUCAGGUCUCUCUCAUCAUCACCAGAUAAUGUCUCUUCCUCUCUACUCUCUUUAGAGUCUGUAUCCUCUCCAACUAAGGCUAAUGGUGUGGAUGGAACUGAGAAGAAGGAGUACCCGAUUGAUCCAUCGUUGCCAGAUAUCAAGAGUGGGAUUUAUUCCACAGAUGAGUUCCGUAUGUUCUCGUUUAAGAUUCGUCCAUGUUCUCGAGCUUACUCCCAUGACUGGACUGAGUGUCCGUUCGCACAUCCAGGUGAGAAUGCGAGGAGAAGAGACCCGAGGAAGUUUCACUACACAUGUGUCCCUUGCCCUGAUUUCAAGAAGGGUUCAUGUAAGCAAGGGGAUAUGUGUGAGUAUGCUCAUGGUGUGUUUGAAUGUUGGCUACACCCUGCUCAAUACAGAACACGUUUGUGCAAAGAUGGGACAGGUUGCAAUCGAAGGGUUUGCUUCUUUGCUCACUUGAAAGAGGAGUUACGUCCCUUGUACGCUUCCACUGGCUCUGGAUUGCCAUCUCCUCGGUCUUCUUCAGCCUCUACUAUGGACAUGGCUUCUGUUUUGAACAUGUUACCAGGCUCACCAUCUGCUCCACUCUCUCCUUCUGGAAACGGUGUGUCAUCUAUGGGUUGGCCUCAACAGAACAUACCUGCGUUGCAUCUUCCUGGAAGCAAUGUCCAGCUGAGUCGUCUGAGAUCUUCUUUAAACGCGAGAGAUAUUCCUUCUGAGCAGUUCAGCAUGCUGCAAGAGUAUGAGAUGCAGCGUCAGCUCGUUGGAGAAUUGUCCUCUAGUCCACGCUUUAUGAAUCAUCAUUCCGCUCGUCCCAAGACCUUGUUGACCCCUUCGAACCUGGAGGAACAUUUCUCAGCAGCAGAGGUUUCAUCUCCUCGUUUCUCUGAUCAACUUGCUGUCUCUUCUGUUCUAUCACCUUCCCAUAAGUCUGCGCUACUUAAUCAGCUGCAGAGUAAUAAGCAGCAUCAGCAGCAGAGCAUGCUUUCUCCUAUUAGGACAAAUCUAAUGUCUUCUUCUCCAAAGCAUGUAGAGCAGCAGCAUUCUCUGAUGCAACAAGCCUCGUCACCACGAGCAGUCAUGGAGCCUAUUUCACCAAUGAACGCUCGAAUGAAACAGCAGCAGCUGCAGCAUUCACGUAGCCUUAGCUCCCGUGAGUUUGGAUCCAAUCUGCCUCGUGAUAUGAUGAUGCAGAGUGAUUGUGGUUCGCCGCUAAGUCCAUGGUCAAGUUGGGACCAGAACCAUGGAAGCAAGGUGGACUGGUCGGUACAGUCAGAUGAGUUAGGGAGGUUGAGAAAGUCUCAUUCCUUGGCUAAUAAUAAUAACUCAAACAGGGAAGCAGAUGUUACAUGGGUUCAGAAUAUGGUAAAAGAAUCUGCAUCACCUAGGAACAGCAGCAACCUAUCCAUGAACAUGAAUGGUGCAAGGCCAUUGGUUCAAGGGGGUUCGAGUGGGAACAACCCUCAUCACAGUGAUGGUCGUGAGAGUGACAUUCUUGAUGCGUGGCUGGAGCAGUUGCAGCUUGAUCGCUAACUCAGUGAGAGAGAGAGGUUGACGUUUCUGUGAAGCUGUGAAACUGAUGAAGAUUUGUUUAUUUAUUAUUCAAGAAAGCACAAAGGAAAGCCACAAACAAAAUCCUGGUAAGUGCUUUUUCGAUACUAAUAACACCCAAAAAGGUUCAGUUUUUUCAGACUUCUUUCUGAAAUUUCAUUACUUUGUUGUAUUUUUAUCUCAUUAAAUUGAUUGUUAUAUCUUUAUGUUGUAGCAAAGGGGGGUAAGUGUUCCUCUUUGCCUCAUUAUUUCCCUUAUUUUUUUUUUUAUGUAUUCUCGUUUCUCAGUUAUUUCUAAUAUCUCAAGUUAUAUUUGUUUAAUGAACAAUGUAUGAGAAAUAAUAACAUAUUGUUUCAGCUAAUAAGAUUCAUUUCCUC